This is a messenger RNA of Homalodisca vitripennis (glassy-winged sharpshooter), 637 nucleotides long. RefSeq names its product protein gooseberry-like. Gene Ontology annotation, molecular function: RNA polymerase II cis-regulatory region sequence-specific DNA binding; DNA-binding transcription factor activity, RNA polymerase II-specific. Gene Ontology annotation, biological process: regulation of transcription by RNA polymerase II; anatomical structure development. Lineage: Eukaryota; Metazoa; Arthropoda; Insecta; Hemiptera; Cicadellidae. Bases 71 to 637 code for a protein of 188 amino acids. The record is from RefSeq and is a predicted model, not a curated record. The transcript is spliced from 5 exons.
GUGUCGGCAUGGCUACACCGGCCCCGUGAAUGUGCGAGUGUGGCUCUCAGUGUAUCGUGUAUCGUGGAAGAUGACAGUUACUAACUUCGGGAUGAUGCGCCCCUGCUUCACCGGAUAUCCAUUCCAAGGACAAUCCGGGCCGCCUCACAAGCCCACCGAAGAAUUUAACCUUUCCGGCGCCGGCCAGGGUCGUGUCAACCAACUCGGCGGAGUGUUCAUCAAUGGGCGACCACUGCCCAACCACAUCCGCCUGAAGAUCGUGGAGAUGGCUGCCUCCGGGAUCCGACCCUGUGUGAUCUCACGACAGCUGCGGGUGUCUCACGGGUGUGUUUCCAAGAUACUCAACCGCUACCAGGAGACCGGCAGUAUCCGCCCGGGGGUGAUCGGGGGCAGCAAGCCACGGGUAGCCACCCCUGACGUGGAGCGCCGUAUAGAAGAGUACAAGGGGGAGAACCCGGGUAUCUUCAGUUGGGAGAUACGAGAUCGUCUCAUCAAGGAGGGUCUGUGCGACCGUAGUUCUGCUCCUUCAGUCAGUGCCAUCUCUAGGCUACUACGGGGACAUGACGGCGACGAGAAUUCCUCCGACAAGAAGCUCAUUGACGGUGUGAGGAUACAAGUUCUGACGAAGGAGACAUGA